Brugia pahangi is the source of this 300-nucleotide messenger RNA. Lineage: Eukaryota; Metazoa; Nematoda; Chromadorea; Rhabditida; Onchocercidae. The record is from the annotation of a GenBank genome assembly.
AUGCUAUUUUAUUCUUUUUUCAAAUCAUUGGUUGGAAAAGAUGUGGUGGUGGAGCUGAAAAAUGAUCUGAGUAUUUGCGGUACAUUACAUUCUGUUGAUCAGUACCUAAAUAUGAAACUGACGGAUAUCUCAGUGACUGAUUCGGAGCGAUAUCCGCAUAUGCUUUCCGUCAAAAACUGCUUCAUUCGUGGAUCUGUUGUACGAUAUGUGCAGUUGCCUGCUGAUCAAGUGGAUACUCAGCUACUGCAGGAUGCAAGUAGGAAAGAAGUUAUGCAAGCCAAAAGAACCGCUACCGCCUAA